AAUCGACCGGCCACGAUAGUGUGUCGGCUGGCGCGGAUAUUGGAAGGAUACAAGGGUUGACAUAUUUCAGAUGGAGCUGUUGGUGCGAUGGUCGUAUAUGGCCCCAGUCAAGAAGACUAUGAUAUCGAUAUUGGCCCGAUCCUCCUGAGUGAUUGGUUUCACACAGACUACUACUCGAUCGUCAAAACUGUCAUGUCGCCAAGUCCGCUGCCACCCAGGCCAAUGAGCGAUAACAACCUCAUACAAGGCAAAAUGAGCUUUAAUUGCAGCACAGCGACGGACAAGAUAGCGAAAUGCUCCGAGGAUGCCGGAGUGGCCCAGUUUCAUUUCCAGUCGGGGAAACGACAUCGACUACGUCUCAUCAAUACUGGAGCCGACGCCACCCAACAAUUCUCCAUUGAUGACCAUAGUAUGACGGUCAUUGCGAACGACUUUGUGCCCGUGGAACCAUAUGAUACCAACGUCGUCACCCUCGCGGUUGGUCAGAGGACCGAUGUCAUCGUCGAAGCCACUGGAGAUCCAAAAGGAGCGUACUGGAUUCGAAGCAACGCCACAUGCACAAGCUCCAACCAACCCUAUGCUUUGGCGGCCCUGUAUUACGAUGAUGCAGAUUUGACAGCCCUGCCCAAAUCUUCACCAUGGAGAUAUCAAAAUGUCGGCUGCGAUAACGAUCAGCUGGGUCAGACCGUCCCGCUAUACUCGAUUGACCCUGGCGAGCCUGCAAACACGAUGGUGUUGGACAUGACUGCCGGGAAAAAUGCGUCAGGGAUCUGGCUUUGGUACAUCAACAACUCAUCUUUCCGGACUGACUAUAAUGAGCCAAUUCUUCUUCUGACCAAAGACGGGAAAACUACAUACGACGAUCAACCAGAUUGGAACGUGUUUGAUACGGGGAAUUCCUCAUCGUAUCGUUUUGUGAUCAACAAUCAUACGCCGAAACCGCAUCCUAUGCACUUACAUGGUCACAACAUGUACAUCCUAGACGUCGGCAUCGGAAGUUGGAACGGGACCAUCAUUCGUCCCACCAACCCUCAAAGACGCGACGUGCAAAUGGUGCCUUCGAAUGGUUAUCUCGUUGUUCAAGCCGAUGCAGAUAAUCCAGGAUCCUGGGCGCUACAUUGUCACAUGGUUUUCCACGGAUCUGGUGGACUUGCCGUAGACAUCCUCGAGCGACCCGCAAUAAUCAAAGACAUGCAAAUCCCAGAAGACUCGUAUCAACUAUGCAAGGACUGGCAAGCAUUUUCAGCGACCGGUGAAGUGGACCAGAUUGAUGCGGGCUUGUGAAAGCAUUUCACAUAAGUCGGACAUUUCGCAACGGCUGCCUAUCUGAGGAUAGAAGAAGUAUAUGGAGUAUACGGGUACCUAAGUAGCCAUUUCCUCUUUUGGAAGAGGGAUGAUGUGGGCGGUUAAUUGGGAGCGAAUCGCAAGGCGUAUAUGAUGUCUUCAGG
This is a messenger RNA of Exophiala oligosperma, 1448 nucleotides long. RefSeq lists its product as uncharacterized. NCBI's taxonomy places the organism in Eukaryota, Fungi, Ascomycota, Eurotiomycetes, Chaetothyriales, Herpotrichiellaceae. Gene Ontology annotation, molecular function: oxidoreductase activity; copper ion binding. The transcript is spliced from 3 exons. The record is from RefSeq and is a predicted model, not a curated record. Bases 88 to 1284 code for a protein of 398 amino acids.